AUGAACGGGCAUGGAAUGACCAUGCCCGGUGCUGUGCCGCAGUAUUUUUGCUAUCACGGUCAGGUGCGUUUCUUUUAUCUUUGUAAUCGUUGUUGCAGAGUUUUGAGCAAGCGCUCCGGGCAUGUGCACCUUCGUUGUUCGGUCAAAAUACGCUUAUGGGCCGGAAUACGUUCUGCAGAGGUAUCAACGUUCGUGUUUGGCGGUGUUCCCCGUUUUGAUGGAUUGCGUUCUUUGUACCGCUCAUCGUACGUGUACAGGCAAGGAAAUGGCACUGUGCGCGUUGAUCAAGCAUACCUUCACCAAAACAUCGUGUGGCCAAUGCUGCCAUCCCAGCUAUGA
This is a messenger RNA of Vavraia culicis subsp. floridensis, 339 nucleotides long. RefSeq lists its product as uncharacterized. The record is from RefSeq and is a predicted model, not a curated record. Bases 1 to 339 code for a protein of 112 amino acids. The transcript has a single exon. Lineage: Eukaryota; Fungi; Microsporidia; Pleistophoridae.